Messenger RNA from Nerophis lumbriciformis (worm pipefish), 2175 nucleotides. The record is from RefSeq and is a predicted model, not a curated record. Lineage: Eukaryota; Metazoa; Chordata; Actinopteri; Syngnathiformes; Syngnathidae.
GCAGAAGAGAGGAAGGCAAGUUAGUUCUUGUUAUUAUUUUGCAGGUUGAGCAGCAGAACAAGAAGAAGAUUUAAAUCAUGCUUGUUGCUUCUUGGGAAUGAUGCUGACUCUGCCAUUCGAGGACACGCACACAAUCGAGCCGCGCUUCGGUGCCAGUUUCCCCCGCGACGCUCCACCCUCGGGCGGCCAGGAUCAGCACCGCGGCGGCGAAGACGACGACGACGACUUGCCCCGCACGUCCGCUGGCGACGACGCGGGCUCGGAGCGCGGCGACGAGGACGAGCGAGAGGAGGAGGAGGAGGAGGGCGCCGGGCUCCUCCACAAGAAGCGGGGCCCCCGCAAGAAGAAGCCGGCCAAGGAGCAGCACGACCGCUCCAGGAUGCGCAGACACGAGGCCAACGCCCGGGAGAGGAGCCGCAUGCACGGCCUGAACGCGGCGCUGGAGAGCCUCCGCAAAGUGGUGCCGUGCUACUCCAAGACGCAGAAACUGUCCAAAAUCGAGACCUUGAGGCUGGCUAAGAACUACAUCUGGGCGCUGUCGGAGACCCUGAGCGCGGGGAAGAGACCCGACCUGCUGGCCUUCGUGCAGACUUUGUGCAAGGGACUCUCGCAGCCCACCACCAACCUGGUGGCCGGGUGUCUGCAGCUCAACGCCCGGAACUUCCUCACGGACCACAACGGGGAGGUCAUGUUCUCCGGACGGCCGCCCUACGAGCCGGUGUACUCCUCCUCCUCCUACCCGGACGUGAGCACGCCCCCCGGGCACAGCGGCGGCUCCUUAGACGCGUCCUCCAAGCCCUUCCGCCCGUACGGCUACGGCGGCGCCUACGAGCCCUUCCUGUACGAGAACCCGUCCCCGGAGGCCGGGAGCCCGCCUUUUGAGAGCCAGCUGAGCCCGCCGGGGAACUUGAACGGCAUUUUCUCGCUGAAGCACGACGAGCCCCCGGACUACGGCAAGGGGAGCCACUACGGGGUGCGCUACUGCGGGGCUCCGGGCCGCGCGGCCCUGGCGCACGGCUCCAUGUACCGGGUGGCCCCGGAGGGCCGCUACCCGUACGACCUGCACGUCCGCGGCCAGUCCUUCCCCGCACAGGCGGAGCUCAAUGCGCCUUUUCACAACUAACCAUGCAACUCUCACUUUGAUUUCCUCCAUAAAAGUCUGCACUUUAGACGAGAAGAUUGGACUUUUGAAGCACAAACGAGACUUUGACGCACAACAAUUCGUUACGUUUAAUUUGCAAUGACAUGAAAUUGGAUCGAUUAUAUUUAUUUGGAGAUUGGCGCGAGCAAUAAAGGCAAAUUAAAGCUAUGCAAUGCAAUCAUAAAUGUUAAAAUCAUGACAUAAAACGCUGGUCCUGUGGCAGUAUUAAUAUUUAAAAAAAAAAAAACAUUUAUUUGUGUGCAGUAAAUAGUGUUUUAAUCAGGUGAAUGUAAAAUGACUAUUAUGAUGUAUUUAUUUAUUUAUGAAAUAUGACACGUUAGUGCAUUUCUUGUGAAAUAUGUUAUUGUUGUAUUUCAUUGACAAUAUUUAUUAUGCCUUAAAAAGGGACCACACCAUUAUUGAUAUGCAAUCACAUCAAAGUGUUUUCUUUCAAUUUUGCACCGACUCUCUUUUUUUUCUUUUUCUGCCAACUUGUUCGAAAUCGUGAAGUUUGUGUUCCGCGGCGGACAUUUAAUAAUAAAUCGAUACAUUAUUGGGGGGAAAAAAAAAAAAAUCGAAAUUGUUUUUAUUUCGUUGUCAUUUUUUUUCUGCAAGCUGAAGUUAUUUUUCAGACUAAAAAAAAAGUGUUUUGGGGAAUUGUACGCGCAGAAAAAAAAACACAGUUGGACGACUUUAAGAUGUUGGAUGUUAGCCAGGCAACACAAUCUGUCUCUUAUUUACAUUUUCGUUUUAAAACAUACAUUUUCGUUUUAAUCCUCUUCAAAUGUGUUUCUUUAAAGCGAUCUGACCAUCAUUGUCAGUCAAAUGUCUACGUUUUAGAUAUGCAUUGGUGACAUGCACAUUUUGUAUAUUUAUUUCAUAUUUAUUCUAUUUGUUCUUAAUCAAUUAAUUGAAACAUCCAUCCAUUUUUUUCCCCGCUUGCCCUUUUCGGAGUCAAAUUUACGCUUUUUCUUAAAGUAGUUGAACUAUGGCCUCAUGUAUAAAAUCAUUCUUUUUACCUAAAAACAUUCAAA